AUGAAGGAAAGGUUGGAAUAUUUUCUCCGCGAGUAUGGUAUCUCAUCAAAGAAUGGAUUCCUUCCCGAAACCACCCCUUUACGUCGUCUAGACGAUCCAUACUAUACUCCAUGGGAAGCAAUAAUCGGCCAUCUUCCCGAGUUAGUCGCGAACGAGCAGGCCAGAUCUAAGAUUGAUGACCUCCCCAUUCUCGAAACUACAAACUUGAAGCUUGACGCAGAAUGGCAAAGAGCCUACGUCAUAUUAGGGUUCCUAACUCAUGCCUAUAUCUGGGAGGGCGACUGUCCCUCGGAGAUCGUUCCGCCCCAGCUCACCUGCCCUUUCUUGAGUGUUUCAGAAUACGUUGGACUCCCACCCACGGCGACUUAUGCCACUCUCAGCCUUUGGAACUACGAUGUCAAAACACCAAGCUGCGGCCUUGCCGAGCCUGAGAAUCUUUCUUCAUUACAUACAUUGACCGGAACAAAAGAUGAGGAAUGGUUCUACUUGAUCUCAACCGCAGUUGAAGCGAAAGGUUCCUCUCUCAUUCUAGGAAUGCUGCGCUGCAUACAAGCUGUGGUCGAAAAUGAUAGUAGAACCAUCCUGUCCUGCCUUGAUGCAACAACUACCGGAAUCAAUGACCUUGGAAUCAUCCUAGGAAGGAUGCAUGAACAUUGUGAUCCUCAAAUAUUCUAUCACAAGGUCCGUCCUCUCCUUGCGGGAAGCAAAGGAAUGGCUGCGGCCGGCUUGGCACGAGGUGUCUUCUACGACGAAGGCAAUGGACAAGGCCAAUGGCGACAGUAUAGCGGUGGAAGCAAUGCUCAAAGCUCUUUAAUCCAGGUUUUGGACAUUUUCCUCGGUGUGGAUCACCACGCGACCGGAGGUUCGGAAGCUUCGCCCGGUAUUGCGUCGAAAAAUACCCCCAGAGCGAAUGGAUUCAUCCUAGAAAUGAGAAAGUAUAUGCCACGAGCACAUCGUGAAUUUUUGGCACAUGUCUCACAAAUGAGCAAUGUCCGAGAAUACAUAUCGCUGCCAUCUGUUGAAGCUGGAAUACGACAAGCAUAUAACAACGCAGUUGCUGCCUUGGUAAACUUCCGCAGCAUCCACCUUCAAAUCGUCGCACGGUAUAUCGUCAUGCCCUCUCGGGGUCCACCGGCUCCUUACAUCGCCCAGGGAAACAGAAUGAAUCUGGCUACAGCGUCUUCUGCCAGUCUUGCCCCGGCGAAACCCUGGGAGGUUGAGAAGCGACACUUGACUGGAACUGGAGGCACGAAUUUGAUGCCCUUUUUGAAGAGGACUCGUGACGAAACGCGCGAUGCGGUUGUCAUAUAG
Molecule: messenger RNA, 1311 nt
Organism: Rhinocladiella mackenziei CBS 650.93
Lineage: Eukaryota; Fungi; Ascomycota; Eurotiomycetes; Chaetothyriales; Herpotrichiellaceae
Exons: 3
Coding region: 1-1311 (436 amino acids)
Biological process (GO): 'de novo' NAD+ biosynthetic process from L-tryptophan
Cellular component (GO): cytoplasm
Molecular function (GO): metal ion binding; heme binding; indoleamine 2,3-dioxygenase activity
Source: RefSeq, a predicted model, not a curated record